Musa acuminata AAA Group (dessert banana) is the source of this 2303-nucleotide messenger RNA. RefSeq lists its product as uncharacterized. The transcript is spliced from 4 exons. NCBI's taxonomy places the organism in Eukaryota, Viridiplantae, Streptophyta, Magnoliopsida, Zingiberales, Musaceae. Bases 1419 to 1802 code for a protein of 127 amino acids. The record is from RefSeq and is a predicted model, not a curated record.
UUUUUCUGGAUGGGUUUUGCUUGCUCUUGGUUGGAUCAUCGUACACCCGUCAAAAAAUGAGAUUUUUACUGAUGACCUUGGGAUUUUGGUUGUAUUCGAUGAUCGAUUCGUGAUGUUUUCUCUUGUUCUUCCUUGUUUUUCGCUUGAUUUGAGUACUUUUUUUUUGGUUGGUGUUGGCUGAUAUACACCUUGGAGUGAAGGUGAUGGAUGAUUUGGCCUCUUGUGCGUUGGUUAAUUAUUGUUACAGUGAGGGUGGUAUAGAGGAUGAGCAAAAUAAAGUAUAAGACCAUCGGUCUAUGGUGAGAUUGCAGUUAUCGCAGUUGUUAACUGGUGGUUUAUGUGGAGUUUUGAGAUUGACAAGUAUUAAGAUGAAAAGUGGUAGUAAAUUUCCUGUUAACCAGCAUUAUGUGAAUCACUUUAUUCAGUAGUUUCUGAUGAUACGAAAAGAAUAUAUUCGACCUUUAUUCAUGUCAUGGGUGGGAAGGGCUGAAGUGUUGUUCAUCCAACAUUUUAGUUAGAUGGAGCAAUACUAAGAUCAUUAGAGAAAUGACUGUGCCACUUAGUUCUUUGAGUAACUACGGACAAAUUCAUAUUAUAUAACUUUAUAGUGCAGGACGCUUGGAGUGCUGAUUUUGAAAGUAGUUCUUUGGACUUAGAAGUUUUAUCAAUAUUUUUUGGGUAAAUCUGACAAUUACCAUCCUAAUUGUGAGUUACAUGCCAUCCAAAUCUCUACUUGUGUUAAGUAUUAUAAUGGUAGCUGAUGAAUCGUUUAAUCUUUAGAAAAACUCUCUAAUGGUGUAACAUAUAUAUGAAUUUGUUCAUUGUGACGUUUAAGCAAAUAAGUUGGUUGCAUUGACCGAUGCUAAUUCAAACUUAAGUCUAAAACUAUCCAUGUGGUUGGAUUUAUUGGUUUUGUAUCUACGAGUAGGAGACUUAGCCACCUUUGGUUAUAGGGUUCACUUAAUCUAUACUAAGUAAUCUUCUUGCAGAAAGAUAUACCAUCCAAUGAAAAGGGGUUAGGAUUGCAUUGCCCUUGUAGAGAGUUCUCUUAAGAUCAAGGAAUUCAACAACUAUCAUGUGACUCACAAUUAGUACAUUAUUUAGACUAGGUUGAGUGAAUUUAGCAAUGAAAGCAGCAAGCUUGUGCAGGGUGAAUCUUAGAAUCAUCAUGUACUCAGAAUCUUCUGGUAACUUGUGUUUCUAUUUUAACAAGGCUUUUUCCUAAAAGGAGCUGUUUUCUGUGUUAGGUACAACAAUUUAGUUUGCAUGUAAGUGUCCAUUGAACUGGAAUAAUAUAUAUUUCUCAUCAAAUCUCCUUUGCUGGAUUCUGUUGGACUUGUAGGCACCUCCCCAUCCAUCAUCGGAAGUAUGCAUGUUUGCAUGUAUCUUCCAUCUAAAUUCUGUCCAUAAGGGAAAUCAUGGUUGAUGACUUUGCCCAGGGUUUUGGUUUGGCAACUUUCCCCAAUCCAUCAUUUGUCCAUGACUUCAUUUGUUUUGCACUGGGAGAGGGAUCUCAAGUUGAAGGCAUUUGCACAAUUAGAAUGGCAAAAGGAUUAAUAUGGGCAACCACUGAAGACUUGGCAAGGAACCGAGCAAAGGUUUUGUCAUUGUACCGUCAGAUCUUGAGAAGCCUCAACUCCCCAGAACUCCCACUCACCCAUGCGGCUCGUCUCGCCAAGAAAGCAGAGGUCCACAGCAUCUUCUUGUUCGGAGCUGAAGAACGUUCUCUCCACAACAUUGCUGACCUCAUUGAUGCUGCUAAUUACUCCCUUUCCAUCCUUAAGCAGGGCCGCCUCCCAUAGUGUACAAAUUUAUUAAGGAUUUGAAAUAUGCUGACACGCAUGAGUGGGUUAAAGUUGAUAGCUCUUCUGCAAUGAUAGGAAUAACCAGGUAUCCUCAGGAUCACUUGGGUGAUGUUGUAUAUGUUGAAUUGCCAUAAGUUUCUGGAGCUGUGGCUCAGGGAAAGAAUUUUGGUGCAGUUGAAAGUGUGAAGGCAACCAGGAAGGUCAAUUCUCCAGUUUCUGGAGAAGUGGUUGAGGUCAACACUGAGCCAAAUGGUUCUCCUGGAUUGAUGAGUUCUUUAGACAAGUUGUUUUCCACCAGUACUUUAUUUAAGAGAAACAAUGCCUUCACCUAGUUGUCAUGUUAUUUUUGGGAACCAUACACAUAUGAGCAAGCCAGAAUGCCUUUUCCCAGUUUAUACAGUCUCUUUGUGUGUCAUGUACGCAUAAUGCAAGUCCUAAUCAAACUAGCUUUACUAACAGUUAUUCCAUCAGUCUAUGUUGUGAUAGAUAUUAUCAAGA